Messenger RNA from Lathyrus oleraceus (garden pea), 1707 nucleotides. RefSeq lists its product as uncharacterized. The record is from RefSeq and is a predicted model, not a curated record. The coding region runs from base 86 to 1681 and encodes 531 amino acids. The transcript is spliced from 2 exons. Lineage: Eukaryota; Viridiplantae; Streptophyta; Magnoliopsida; Fabales; Fabaceae.
CUCGGUUCCUUGUGAUCUUUUGCUUUGAUUUGCUUAUUAAGCAAUUUGUAUUGAGGUACAUUCCAGAGCUUGUUCACUGAUAGAGAUGGCAACAGUCCCAGGGUUGAAGCGGAAGACUUGUUCCUACAGCUUUCACCGUGAACCUUUGACGUCUCUGAUUGAGUUGAGUAACCUUAUGACCAGUGGUAACCAGAAGGGGUUUGUCGACCAGUAUGGAGAUAUUCUGACACUGUUGAAGAUGGUAGUCGAUCCGGUGCCGUUGCAGACUCUUCUACAGUUCUACGACCCAGAGCUUCAUUGUUUCACCUUUCAAGAUUAUCAGUUGGCGCCUACUCUUGAGGAGUACUCCAUUCUGCUGAGUGUCCCGGUCCGGUAUCAGGUUCCUUUCUUGAAUGUGCCCAAGGAGGUUGAUUUCAGAGUUGUUGCCAGAGCUCUCCAUUUGGGUAUCAAGGAAGUCAGUGAUAGUUGGAAGUCCAGUGGGGAUGUUAUAGGAUUGCCUUUGAAGUUUCUGUUGAGGGUAGCUAGAGAAGAAGCAGAGAAGGGAAGUUGGGAAGCCUUUCAUGCUCAGUUGGCCGUCAUGAUCUAUGGGAUCGUCCUGUUUCCGAGUAUGCCCAAUUUUGUUGACUAUGCUGCAGUCAGUAUUUUCAUUGGAGGAAAUCCAGUUCCUACUCUGUUAGCUGACACUUACUAUGCUGUUCACAGUAGGCAUGGUAAGGGUGGGGCUAUCAGGUGUUGUCUCCCGCUUUUGCUCAGAUGGUUCUUGUCUCUCCUGCCAGUCAGUGGACCUUUUGUGGAUGCUCAGAGCACGCAUAAGUGGACUCUGAGGGUUAUGUCUCUUACUUCCUAUGAUAUCAGAUGGCAAUCUUACCGGAUGGAUGUGCGUAACGUCGUUAUGAGCUGUGGAGGAUUCCGUAAUGUGCCACUCAUAGGGACUAGGGGUUGCAUCAAUUACAACCCGGUUCUUUCUCUUCGCCAGUUGGGGUUUGUGAUGAGAGGGAGACCACUUGAGGCUGGGGUAGCAGAAAGUGUGUAUUUUGAGAAGCAGAGUGACCCGGAUAGAUUGGAGCAGAUAGGAAGAGCUUGGAAGUCUAUUGGUAUGAAGGAUGGAUCUGUCUUAGGGAAGAAGUUUGCCGUUGCUAUGCCCGAUUACACUGAUUGGGUCAAGGAGAGAGUAGAAACUUUGUUGUUACCCUACGAUAGGAUGGAGCCGUUGCAGGAGCAACCACCUUUGAUCCUUGCUGAGAGUGUGCCUGCGGAGCACUACAAGCAAGCCCUGAUGGAGAAUCGCCGUUUGAGAGAGAAGGAGCAGGAUACCCAGAUGGAGUUGUACAAAGCCAAAGCUGAUAGUUUGAACUUGGCUCAUCAACUCAGAGGAGUGCGAGAAGAAGAUGCUAGCAGACUGAGAAGCAAGAAGAGAUCCUACGAGGAGAUGGAGAGCAUGUUAGAUGCAGAACACCGGGAGUGCUUGAGGUUGCAGAGAGUUGAGGCCAGCUAUCAGAAGAAGAUCAGAGACUUGGAGAAGCAACUCAGAGAUAAAGACAUCCAGUUGAAGAAGGAAGUAGACUUGAGACAGGCAUCAGAGAACCACCUUGGAGGAGAAGUGGUAGAGCUUAGACGACAACUGAAGGAGAAGAUCACUCUUUUGCCAGAAUGUUCAGAAUGUGACCUGUUGAUAGACUAGUGUCAGUACUUGAAGACUCUCAUUCC